AUGGAUGCGCCACUUGCGCAGCGAACUUCAUCGCUUUAUGUCGGUGAUUUACCGGUAGAGAUGAAUAACCCGGAGGAAGUACUUGGUAGGCUGUUCGGCAGUGUUGGACCUGUUGCUUCUAUCAGAGUUUGUCGUGACAUGAAUACACAACGCUCUCUUGGCUACGCCUAUGUGAAUUUUCAGAACCCAGCAGACGCGGAGAAAGCCAUUGAGAGUUUCAACUACACAGAUAUUAUUCCUGGACAUUCUAUUCGUAUCAUGCCGUCAAUGCGUGAUCCUAUUUUGAGACGUGCUGGAAUUAAUAACCUUUAUGUGAAAAUAGCUGAUAGGUCAUUAACAGCAAGGGAUUUGCGUGACAUAUUUUCCAGGUAUGGUAAAAUUCUUUCUACCAAAGUAACUUGUGAUACGAACGGAAAAAGUCUUGGCUAUGGAUUUGUUCAAUUUGAAACCGCAGAGGGUGCUAAGACUGCUCUUGAAAAAAGUGUUGAGAGCCUUGGUGAAGCUAUCAUUGCCGUUGCACCUUUUGUUCGGAAAGCAGAACGUUUGGCGCAGGAAGAGAAAAAAUUUGUUAAUGUUUAUGUAAAGAAUAUUAAACCUGGAACUACAGAGGAUGAAAUACGAGGAGAAUUUAAUAAAUUUGGAGAAUUAAAGUCUUUAUUUCUUUCAGGACAUCCUCAACAUCAAACCAUGUUUUGUAUUCUUUCUUUUUUGACACAUGAUGCCGCAGUUGCUGCCAUUGAAGCCAUGCACAACAGUGUCUCUAGUCCCAUUCUGCUACCCGAUAGUAAACUUUUUGUCUGCAGAGCUUUGAAAAAACGAGAUCGUCAAGAAAUUGCUCAAAGUAGUCAGACUUUAUAUCAAAGUCAAGGUCGAAAUCUUUAUAUAAAACAUCUGGAUGAAAGUGUAACACGCGAAAAACUUGAAGAACUUUUUUCUCCAUUUGGAAAAAUUGUUUCAUGUGUUUUGAUGAAGGAUGCAUCUGGAGUUUCAAGAGAAUUUGGGUUCGUUUGCUUUGAAGCGAAAGAAAUUGCUGACACUGCCCUACGUGAAAUGAACGGCAAAACUGUCUUUGGGAAGCCUUUGUAUGUCAGUUACGCAGAGCAAAAAGAUAUGCGGUCUCGCAUACUUCAUGAGAAAAUACAAAGGAUGAUACGACAGCAGCAUCAACGCACUACUAUGCCAAUGACCAUAUUAAGCAAACCGUGGACUCGCAACUAUCCGGCUAAUUCUGUUUUCAGGCCCCCAUUCAUGCAACCAUUCCAUGCGAGACGGCAGCCACCUCAUCCUCCUCCUCCAAUGUUUAUGACCUCAUCUAUGCAGACGCCACCACCUCCUCCUCCUCCAGUACCAUCCCAGUUAAUGAACCACGGAACCAAUAGAACUUAUUACACACAACCCCAUUUUCCAGUACCGCCACUACCACCGCCACCACCUCCACCACCACCCAUUCACUCGGCACAACAGGUGUGGCAAGGCGCCAAUGGUGAAGCUUUACGAGAGAGUCAUCUUUCGAAUUUAUCACCUGAGGAAAAGCGAAAUAUUCUGGGAGAACGCUUGUUUAGCAAGGUAAUGGAAAUUCAACCGAAUCAAGCGGCAAAAAUUACUGGCAUGUUGCUUGAGAUGGAAACAGCAGAAAUUCUUGAAAUCCUGAAUACAUCAUCUCUUUUAACAGCAAAGGUUGAGGAGGCCAUCGUAGUUCUCCGUCAACAUACAAACCGAGUAUAG
This is a messenger RNA of Trypanosoma theileri, 1725 nucleotides long. RefSeq names its product putative poly(A)-binding protein. The record is from RefSeq and is a predicted model, not a curated record. Bases 1 to 1725 code for a protein of 574 amino acids. NCBI's taxonomy places the organism in Eukaryota, Euglenozoa, Kinetoplastea, Trypanosomatida, Trypanosomatidae. The transcript has a single exon. Gene Ontology annotation, cellular component: ribonucleoprotein complex; nucleus; cytosol. Gene Ontology annotation, molecular function: mRNA 3'-UTR binding; poly(A) binding; poly(U) RNA binding.